This is a messenger RNA of Cucumis melo (muskmelon), 2969 nucleotides long. RefSeq lists its product as uncharacterized. The transcript has 14 exons. NCBI's taxonomy places the organism in Eukaryota, Viridiplantae, Streptophyta, Magnoliopsida, Cucurbitales, Cucurbitaceae. The record is from RefSeq and is a predicted model, not a curated record. The coding region runs from base 13 to 2481 and encodes 822 amino acids.
CAGCAGAAGCGGAUGGCAGAAUCAAGGAAAGGAGCAUCUUCAGCUACUGAUCUUAGUAAAAAGGAUUCCCUUCUUGAUGAGGACAUUGGCAACGAAUUUAUGAAGUCCUGGAAAUCAAUAUCAGUGACAGAGGAUGACAUGGUGGACUUCAGUUUUAGUACAGCCUCGAAAGGGAAGAUUAAGGCCUUUGAUUUUGGAACUUUGGAUGAUGAUUUCAAUCUGGAUGGAAGUUUUGAAAAGUUAUCAUCAUUCAAGAUUGACAUGCCAGAUCUCGACUUUUCAUCCCCACCCAAAAAGAUUGAAAAGGCUAGGAGUAGCGGUAAAGAAGGAUCAUCCAAUGGAAAUAUUCAAAAAGAUAUAGACAACUUAAAUUUCUCUUUUGAUUUUAAAGAAUUGGAUAGCUUUGAUAUUGAUAAAAGCUUACAAAAUGGAGAAAAGAGUUGUAUACAACAGCAAGAUUCCAAGGCAGUUUCUUCUUCUAGAGUUGAGUGUGAAGCUUCUAAUAUCCACAUAGCUGAAGAAAAUACUGCAAUUGAUAAUAGUAUAGCCAAGAGACUUCCGGCAUCAGGAAACGAGAAGAAAAAGAUUGAAAAGGCUAGGAGUAGCGGUAAAGAAGGAUCAUCCAUUGGAAAUAAUCAAAAAGAUAUAGACAACUUAAAUUUCUCUUUUGAUUUUAAAGAAUUGGAUGGCUUUGAUGUUGAUAAAAGCUUACAAAAUGGAGAAAAGAGUGGUAUACGACAGCAAGAUUCCAAGGCAGUUUCUUCUUCUAGAGUUGAGUGUGAAGCUUCUAAUAUCCACAUAGCUGAAGAAAAUACUGCAAUUGAUAGUAGUAUAGCCAAGAGACUUCCAGCAUCAGGAAACGAGACUAGUUCUACAGUUGAGAAUUUUCAGGAAGAUUGUGGUGAGCUAGAGUCAGAAGAAGUGGAUGGUACAUCACAUGAAGCAAGAACUACAACACCAACUACAAAUAAAGAGGAGCAAUUUGAAAAAGGUUGCUUGUCUGAAAAAGAAGUGGCAAAGAAUAGUCAUCAAGUCAUUCAUGAUGUACCUGUCAACUGUGUUGCCAGAAAUGCACCUGAAAGUACUUCAGAACCACAGUCUGAAAUUUGUUCGGAAAGAGUAGAACUAACAUUAGUUUCAGGUGGAACUAGAAAUGUCACUGAUGAAAACAUAGAUUCUGAUGUAACUUGCUCUAGAAAAUUGCCUCAAAGCUAUUUGUCUCCAAUAAAUAUCCCUGCAUCAGAAAAGAAUAAGUCAGAAUGCAACGAUCUGAAUAAAUUUAUCGAUAAUGUUCAACUGGCUGAAGUUCAUUUAGAUGUCAAAGAUUUUUCAAAUUCAGAUGUCCCGAGGAAGCUUCUGCUUGACACGCAGGAAAUCAGAGAAAACCAAAAUUUGAAAUUGAAAUUGUCUACAGUUCCCUUAAGCAGAGGACGGCCAAUAAAUGAAGUGACAGUUAAAGAAAAAGAAAUGGGUGGGAAUUCAUCGAUGUCAAGGACAGAUGUUAGCAAAUCUCAGCUACAACCAUCAUCUAUUAGUACAAAACUUUUCUCUUUAGGCACGAAUAGAACUGAUGCUCCAAGUCAAAUUCCGGCAGCUGGAGACGGAGACUCUCGACCACAUAAUAAAGGAGCAAAGACAGCUCCGCCAGUUGCAGUACAACGUGAAAAAAGCUUAGGAAAGCUUGGUACUUUAAGUACCAGAGUUAAUCCUAGCAAUUCGUGUGCAAGAAAAACUACUCAAACACAUUGCAGUAUGGAACCACAAAAAUCAUCAAUGAUACAUAGUCAAAACGCGAAGACCAUUUCAGCUCAAGGGAAUAAACUAUGUUCUAUUAAAGCUAGCUUAAUAUUUCCGAAUCCUUCCAGCUUGAAGACUUCUAGGGGAUUUGGAGGAAAGCAAGUCCUCUCGAGGACUGGAGGUGUGCAAGAAAAGAAAUUAAGAGAAUCAGAACUAGAUACGGAAGCAAGACAAAGAAGUAAAAGCUUUGACAUUGGCUACUGUGCUGAAAACCAGGAGAAACAAAAACUUAAGCGUAAAGCACUAGAGGGACCAAAUGCAGAUUCGAUAUUGUUAAAACCCCUGAAGCUCUUUUGUGUAUCACCUGGUGGAUUUAGACACUCCAAAGAUCCAUUGGUGAAAAAGAUAGAACAGGUUGAACGAAUGACCACUGCCUCCCAUGACCAAUUAGCCGACAGUAUCGAAGACACUCGUGUGCCAAAUGUGAUGGAAUUGGAAGUAUCUUUGGUUUUGGAAAAUGAUCGAAAUGUUGAAAAAGCAGAAGCCUAUUCACAGCAGCUUGAAGAUAUGUGCAAUAUGCUAAAAAAGAAGCAAAAUGAGGCCAAGGAUAUAUUAGUCCGAGCUCUUGUUAACAACAAUAAUCUACUCAUGCUCAAUCAUCCCAACUAUGAGGAAAAGAUAUCCUUCCAUGGCAUUUUCAUUAGUAAAAUUUUUCUCAUUUCCUUAUCGGAAGCCCAACUCUGAAUUCCUUCACGAGUUUGAACAUUAUGAAGGUUCAGAAAUUUGCUAGCCAACUGUUGUCCAAGAAGCUUCAGACAAAAGCAGCUUGAGCCUUAAUUCCAUUUUACAGGGUCUGAAUCCCGACUACUCGAACCAAAAUUGGCGGCUAGGUCACAUCGGCCAGCGCUGUUGGGUUCCAGAGACAACUUUCACAUUGGACUGGUAGCUGUCGAAGGCUCCGAAAGCAUUCCUCAACGAGGGGUGGCUCGCCUGUCACCGGGAGGCCCUGACCCCCGCCACCAUUGAUCUUUAGAAUCCUUCUCCAUGUGUGGUGUAAGAGAAGUUAGUCUAGCAAGCUCCGAUUCUGUUAUAACCGUUUGAUGUAGGAGAUCUGAAACUGAAAAAAUUGGUAUUCGGAUUUCAUGAUUGAAUUACUUUUCGUCUUUUUGACAGUAAUGCCAAAUUUUUCCUUUUUCUUUUUGUUUGACUUUGCCUUAUCACCUCACAAUUUU